AUGAAGUAUGAUGGAACACAAGAUCCCCUGGAACACUUAACGGCCUUUGAGGCCAGGAUGAACUUGGAAGGAGUAGGUGACGAGGUAAGAUGUCGCGCCUUCCCGGUCAUCUUGGCUGGCCCAGCAAUACGGUGGUUCAAUAACCUCCCACAGGGCUCGGUGACCCAAUUAUCCGACAUCAGCCAUGCUUUCCUAGCUCAGUUCACGACCAGGAUCGUCAAAGCUAAGCACCCGAUCAAUUUGCUGGGGGUGACUCAGAGAGCCGGGGAGCCGACCAGGAAAUACUUGGAUCGCUUCAACGAUGAGUGCCUCGAGAUUGACGGCUUGACGGACUCGGUGGCAAGUUUGUGUCUGACGAAUGGCCUCUCGAAUGAGGACUUUAGGAAACAUCUUACCACAAAGCCCGUCUGGACAAUGCAAGAGAUCCAGUGCGUGGCCAAAGAGUACAUCAACGAUGAGGAAGUUAGCCGGGUCGUGGCUGCUAAUAAACGGCAACCCGCGUACAACCAAACCCGGCACUACGAAAGCAGAGAGAGGCCAAAGGAACACGCCAGGGACGGCGGUCUAGGCAAAGCACCCAAACCUGUUCCUAGAGUCGGGAAGUUCACUAACUAUACCCCCCUCACGGCGACGAUCACCGAAGUUUACCAACAGAUUGCAGAGAAGGGGAUACUGUCGAGGCCCCGACCUCUGAAAGACAGGACGGGGGGAAACAAGAACCUCUACUACGACUAUCACAAGGGUUACGGGCACAAGACCCAAGACUGCUUCGACCUAAAGGACGCUCUGGAACAAGCAAUCAGGGAUGGAAAACUAGCUGACUUCUCACACCUUAUAAGGGAGCCGAGGAGACGUAAUCGGGACCACGAUGGCGAGGACAGGUCCCGGUCAACAAGGCGACGCCAAGAACCAGAGGGCGACGACCACGGCCUCACGGUGGUAAACGUAGUAAUGGCCAGGAAUACCGCCCCAAGGUCAAAAUCGGCACAGAAAAAGGACGCCAAGGUCCUAACGGUCUCCUCCUCGUCUGCUAGAAGUUCCCGGAGUCUCCCAUCCAUCUCCUUCGGCCCAGAAGACCAAUGGUUCGACGAGGUGCCGGAAAGCCCACCCAUAGUCAUUAUGGCCAGGAUCCGAACAGGCCUCGUCAAACGAAUCCUGGGGCAGAGACGAAGAACAGUCAUGGCAGAUUUUGUAAUCUUACGGGAUUUCACAGCUUAUAACGUUAUCUUGGGGAGGAAAACCAUCAACGACCUGGGGGCUGCCAUUAGUACGAAGCUGCUCGUGAUGAAGUUUGUUGCUGAUGACGGAUCCGUAGGAUCUAUCAGAGGAGACUUGGAAACGGCGGUUGCCUGCGACCACGCCAGCCUCUCCCUCAGGAAAAAGUCCAAAGAAGCUUAA
This is a messenger RNA of Arachis ipaensis, 1398 nucleotides long. RefSeq lists its product as uncharacterized. The record is from RefSeq and is a predicted model, not a curated record. NCBI's taxonomy places the organism in Eukaryota, Viridiplantae, Streptophyta, Magnoliopsida, Fabales, Fabaceae.